Messenger RNA from Galeopterus variegatus (Sunda flying lemur), 3681 nucleotides. RefSeq names its product acyl-CoA dehydrogenase family, member 10 (gene ACAD10). Gene Ontology annotation, molecular function: flavin adenine dinucleotide binding; oxidoreductase activity, acting on the CH-CH group of donors. The record is from RefSeq and is a predicted model, not a curated record. Bases 1 to 3132 code for a protein of 1043 amino acids. Lineage: Eukaryota; Metazoa; Chordata; Mammalia; Dermoptera; Cynocephalidae. The transcript is spliced from 20 exons.
AUGCGCGCACACGCGUGCGUUACGAUUGGGUGGUGCGGCGCGGAGGUGAGCCUGCACCCUUCCCGACGGCGAAGAGGUCGUGGAGGAAGGACGUCGCUGGGAUUUCGGGCUCUGGCCCCCCCCUCCGUGAGGCUGAGCGAGUGGGAGUUACAGAAUCAUAUGCCUUCUGGAACUAUAUUGAAGGCCUUGAUCGAAGCUGGUGAAAAUGGGCCCUGGAUGAGAUUUAUAAGAGGAGAGAUAACAACAGAGGAGUUCUUAAAAGAAUUUGGGAGACUUUGCUCUGAAAUAUCAAAGACCUCCGUGCCUGUGGACUCAUUUUUCUCCCUGCUGACCAGUGAGCGAGUUGCAAAGCAGUUCCCAGUGAUGACUGAGGCCAUAACUCAAAUUCGGGCAAAAGGCCUUCAGACUGCAGUCUUGAGCAAUAAUUUUUGUCUUCCCAGUGGGAAAAGCUUUUUCCCCUUGGACCGGAAGCAGUUUGAUGUGGUUGUGGAAUCCUGCCUGGAAGGUAUCUGUAAGCCUGACCCUAGAAUAUACAAGCUGUGCUUGGAGCAGCUUGGUCUGCAGCCCUCCGAGUCCAUCUUUCUGGAUGAUCUUGGACCAAACCUAAAAACAGCUGCCAGCCUUGGUAUUCACACCAUUAAGGUUAAUGACCCAGAGACUGCAGUGAAGGAAUUAGAGUCUAUUCUGGGUUUUACAUUGAGAGUGGGUAUUCCAAACAUUCGUCCAGUGAGAAAGACAAUGGAAAUUGCAAAAGAUUCAUUGGAGAAAUACCUCAAAGACUUACUGGGGAUCCAAACCACAGGCCCAUUGGAACUCCUUCAGUUUGAUCACGGACAGUCAAAUCCAACUUACUACAUCAGGCUGGCUAAUCAUCAGCUGGUUCUGAGAAAGAAACCCCCCGGGACACUCCUUCCAUCUGCCCAUGCAGUAGAGAGAGAGUUCAGGAUAAUGAAAGCCCUUGCAAAUACUGGAGUACCUGUCCCCAAUGUUCUUGACCUCUGUGAAGAUACAAGUGUCAUCGGCACCCCCUUCUAUUUGAUGGAGUACUGCCCAGGCCUCAUCUACAAAGACCCCUCUCUGCCAGGCAUAGAGCCCAGCCGGAGGCAAGCCAUAUACACUGCCAUGAACAGAGUCCUGUGCAAAAUUCACAGUGUGGAUUUCAAGGCUGCAGGCCUGGAGGACUAUGGGAAGCAAGGGGACUACAUUCCACGCCAGGUACAGACCUGGACUAAGCAGUAUCGAGCCUCAGAGACCAGCAUCAUCCCAGCAAUGGAGAGGCUCAUCGAAUGGCUGCCGCUCCAUCUUCCCAGUCAACAGAGGACCACGGUGGUGCAUGGGGACUUCAGGCUGGACAACCUGCUGUUUCAUCCAGAAAAGACUGAGGUACUUGCUGUCCUUGACUGGGAACUUUCUACCUUGGGUGACCCCCUGGCUGAUGUGGCCUACAGCUGCCUCUUUCACUACCUGCCAUCCAGUUUUCCCAUGCUGAGAGGUUUUGGUGAUUGCGAUUUGACUCAUCUGGGAAUCCCGACUGCAGAGGAGUAUUUCAGGAUGUACUGUCUUCAUAUGGGCAUCCCUCCCAUUGAGAACUGGAACUUCUAUAUGGCUUUCUCCUUUUUCCGCAUGGCUGCAAUCCUACAGGGAGUCUACAAACGAUCACUCACAGGGCAAGCAAGCUCUGCAACUGCAGAACAAAGUGGAAAUCUGACUGAAUUAAUGUCCAACCUGGCAUGGGAUUUUGCAGUCAAAGAAGGGUUCCGGGUUUUCAAAAAGAUGCCAGCCCCAAAACUGUUAACAAGGUCCUACCACACAUGGGCCAGUCCACAGUCCCUGCUGAGCCCCACAGGUACGAGGAGUUACAGCUCCAUUCCAGAAGGUUUCCCAGCUCAGGCCUCAAAGGGAGCUCUGGUCAUUUCUCCAGAGGGCCUUUCCCCACCUGCCAGAGAACUAUAUCACCGGCUGAGGCGGUUUAUGGAGCAGCGUGUGUACCCCGUGGAACAAGAGCUGCAGAGGCACCAGGCCUCAGGGGACAGGUGGAGCCCUUCCCCACUAAUAGAAGAUCUCAAGGAGAAAGCCAAGGCUGAAGGACUUUGGAACCUUUUUCUACCCUUGGAGUCUGAUCCUGAGAGAAAAUACGGAGCAGGACUGACCAACAUGGAGUAUGCACAUCUGUGUGAACUCAUGGGCACGUCUCUUCACGCUCCCGAGAUAUUUAACUGCUCUGCUCCUGACACGGGCAACAUGGAGCUUCUGGUGCGGUAUGGCACUGAGGAGCAGAAGGCCCGCUGGCUGCUCCCUUUGCUGGAGGGCAAGGCCCGCUCCUGUUUUGCUAUGACCGAGCCCCAGGUUGCCUCAUCCGAUGCCACCAACAUUGAGGCUUCCAUUAGAGAGGAGGAUGGCUUCUAUGUCAUAAAUGGUCACAAGUGGUGGAUCACAGGCAUCCUGGAUCCUCGCUGCCAACUCUGUGUGUUUAUGGGAAAAACAGAUCCGCAUGCCCCGAGGCACCGGCAGCAGUCUGUGCUCCUGGUUCCCAUGGAUACCCCGGGGAUAAAAAUCAUACGGCCUCUGACGGUAUAUGGACUGGAGGACGCUCCAGGUGGCCACGGAGAAGUCCGAUUUGAGCACGUGCGUGUGCCCAAGGAGAACAUGGUCCUGGGCCCCGGCCGAGGCUUUGAGAUCGCACAGGGCAGGUUGGGUCCUGGCAGAAUCCAUCACUGCAUGAGACUAAUUGGGUCCUCAGAGAGGGCCCUGGCGCUCCUGAAGGCCCGUGUGAGGUCCCGCGUGGCCUUCGGGAAACCCCUGGUGGAGCAGGGCACGGUCCUGGCCGACAUUGCCCAGUCACGUGUGGAGAUUGAGCAGGCUCGGCUGCUGGUGCUGAGAGCUGCCCACCUCAUGGACGUGGCAGGAAAUAAGGCUGCAGCUUUAGAUAUUGCCAUGAUUAAAAUGGUAGCCCCUACCAUGGCCUGCCGAGUGGUUGAUCGCGCUAUUCAGGCCUUCGGAGCAGCAGGCCUGAGCAGCGAUUACCCCCUGGCUCAGUUCUUUGCCUGGGCCCGAGCACUGCGCUUUGCUGAUGGCCCCGAUGAGGUGCACCGGGCAACAGUGGCCAAGAUGGAGCUGAAGCACCGCGCUUAGACCUGCACGACUAUAAGAGCCGAUGUCCCUGUUGGGCCAGCCACACCCAGAACUGUAAAUGAUGCACUUUGGAAGGUCUGGGAUGUGUGUUCUUGCACCCUGCACAGCAGCCCUAUCCUAGAACAAUCAUGGCGAAUUUAACCUUUUUGGGUACCCACAGAAGACAUUUCCACAAGAAGCCUUGAGUUUCUGUUACAGGCAAAGAAAAGAGCUGAGCGGGUUUCGGUACAGAACCCUGAAGCUGGUCUUCAGUCCCUCAGUACCGCUGAGCCCCUCUAGUCCCCCUCUCCCUAGCUGUGGGAAUCUGGACACAUUUAAGGAGCCCUGCUGAGGCAGUGUGCCGUGCUUGCAGCAGAGACGGGGCCUGCUGCUCCCUGCAGCCUGGAGAACAGGGCCAGAGCGCUCCUGGGACAAUGGAAAGAAACUAAAACGAUGAAGCCACUGCAUCUGAUUUUCUUAUUUUGAAUGUCAACACAGAACACUAAUUUAAAUGUUGUUUUGGAAAAGGGCUUUGAGAAUACAAAAGAAUAAAAAAAUACUUCUCAGAGA